GGGAACUGAUUUUUUUUUUUCCCUCCCUCCCCCCUCCCUCCCCCAAUCCGUUUUCAUUGGCUCCCAUGAAAGGUCAGGAUCCAGCGCAUGUCAAUGGACCCCCAGGGCAUCUUGAAGGCAUUUCCCAAACGGAAGAAAAUUCAUGCAGAUCCAUCCUCAAAAGCACUUGCAAAGAUUCCCAAAAGGGAGGCGGGAGAAGCUAGAGGCUGGCUGAGCUCUCUGAGGGCCCACGUUAUGCCCACUGGCAUUGGACGAGCCCGGGUUGAACUCUUUGAGAAGCAGAUUAUCCAGCAUGGUGGCCAGGUGUGCUCUGCCCAGGCCUCAGGAGUCACUCACAUUGUGGUGGACGAAGGCAUGGACUAUGAACGGGCUCUCCGGCUCCUCAGGCUGCCGCAGCUACCCCCUGGUGCCCAGCUGGUGAAGUCAGCCUGGCUGAGCCUGUGCCUGCAGGAGGGAAGGCUGACAGACACGGACGGAUUCAGCCUUUCCAUCCCCAAGAGGUCCUUGGACGAACCACAGCCCAGCAAGUCAGGCCAAGAUGCUUCUGUUCCUGGCACCCAGGGAGAUUUACCCAGGACAACCCUCUCUCUUUCCCCUCCUCACACCAGAGCUGUAUCUCCUCCCCCAAAGGCAGAAAAGCCACCAAGAACCCAAGCUCAGCUCAGCUCAGAGGAUGAAGCCAGCGAUGGGGAAGAGCCCCAAGUUAGCUCAGCAGAUCUGCAAGCCUUGAUCAGUGGGCACUACCCAGCUCCCCCUGGGGAAGAUGGUGGGCCUGACCCAGCACCAGAAGCUCUGGAUAAGUGGGUCUGUGCACAGCCCUCAAGUCAGAAGGCAACCAACUACAACCUGCACAUCACAGAGAAGCUGGAAGUGCUGGCAAAAGCCUACAGUGUCCAGGGAGACAAGUGGCGGGCCCUGGGCUAUGCCAAGGCCAUCAAUGCCCUUAAGAGCUUCCACAAGCCUGUCAGCUCCUACCAGGAGGCCUGUAGCAUCCCGGGAGUUGGCAAGCGGAUGGCGGAGAAGGUGAUGGAGAUUCUCGAGAGUGGGCAUCUGCGGAAGCUGGACCACAUCAGUGACAGUGUGCCUGUCUUGGAACUCUUCUCCAACAUCUGGGGAGCUGGGACGAAGACUGCCCAGAUGUGGUACCAUCAGGGCUUCCGAAACCUAGACGAUAUCCGAACACUGGGCUCCCUGACCGCCCAGCAGGCCAUUGGCUUGAAGCACUACGAUGACUUCCUAGACCGCAUGCCCAGGGAGGAGGCUGCAGAAAUCGAGCAGACGGUUCGGAUGUCAGCCCAGGCCUUCAACCCUGGGCUGCUGUGCGUGGCCUGUGGCUCGUACCGACGGGGGAAGUUGACCUGUGGGGACGUGGACGUGCUCAUCACCCACCCCGACGGCCGGUCCCACCAGGGCAUCUUCAGCCGCCUCCUUGACAGCCUCCGGCAGCAAGGGUUCCUCACAGAUGACUUGGUAAGCCAGGAGGAGAACGGGCAGCAGCAGAAGUACCUGGGUGUGUGCCGGCUCCCAGGGGCAGGGCAGCGCCACCGGCGGCUGGACAUCAUCGUGGUGCCCUACAGCGAGUUUGCCUGUGCCCUACUCUACUUCACCGGCUCCGCCCACUUCAACCGGUCCAUGAGAGCUCUGGCCAAGACCAAGGGCAUGAGCCUGUCAGAGCAUGCUCUUAGCGCAGCCGUGGUCCGGAACAGCCAAGGUGUCAAGGUGGGGCCUGGACAAGUGCUGCCCACCGCCACAGAGAAGGACGUCUUCAAGCUCUUAGGUCUGCCCUACCGAGAGCCGGCUGAACGGGACUGGUGACCCAGGACUUGAGCACGGGGAAACCAUGUUGGAUGAGCUGCCUCGUCUAGCCACCUCCACCCUCUUAGCUUUGCCCUCCGUGAGCCAAGCCAGGAGCUUUGGGUAUGCAGGCAAGAGUCAGCCUGAUUCUGAGAGCCUGCUGUCUCCUGGACAGAAUUCUGCUGCUGUCCCCUCUGCGCCCCUCUGCUCCUGGUGGCAGGAUUUCACUGGGCCCCUUCCAUGUUCAAGCAGAGGAGGUGGCUGGUUUCAAGCCGGUUUCCUGUGCCGAAGGCCCAAGCUUUCCACCCCAAGACUGAUGUAGACGUGGGGGGUCAAGAGAGGCUGCAGGAGAGCGAGGCAGCGGUGCGUCCAGCAUCUUCCCAGAGCCUUCACAGUCGAGAAAGCCAUGUGGAUUCUCUCAGCCACUCACUUCCUGUGCAGCUGGAGCUGCUGGGGGUGGCCUGCCCAGACUGAGGGUGUCUUUUAAGGGCCCUGGGGCCUAAUAAAGUGCUUCUGACAUCCAA
This is a messenger RNA of Apodemus sylvaticus (European woodmouse), 2318 nucleotides long. RefSeq names its product DNA polymerase lambda (gene Poll). The record is from RefSeq and is a predicted model, not a curated record. Gene Ontology annotation, molecular function: DNA-directed DNA polymerase activity; DNA binding. Gene Ontology annotation, cellular component: nucleus. Gene Ontology annotation, biological process: double-strand break repair via nonhomologous end joining. The transcript is spliced from 9 exons. Bases 88 to 1815 code for a protein of 575 amino acids. NCBI's taxonomy places the organism in Eukaryota, Metazoa, Chordata, Mammalia, Rodentia, Muridae.